This is a messenger RNA of Telopea speciosissima, 2782 nucleotides long. Its product is annotated as protein transport protein SEC23-like. NCBI's taxonomy places the organism in Eukaryota, Viridiplantae, Streptophyta, Magnoliopsida, Proteales, Proteaceae. The transcript is spliced from 12 exons. Gene Ontology annotation, molecular function: zinc ion binding; GTPase activator activity. The record is from RefSeq and is a predicted model, not a curated record. Bases 29 to 2341 code for a protein of 770 amino acids. Gene Ontology annotation, cellular component: COPII vesicle coat; endoplasmic reticulum exit site. Gene Ontology annotation, biological process: intracellular protein transport; COPII-coated vesicle cargo loading; COPII-coated vesicle budding.
AAAGAGGAAGGAAGAAGAAGAGGAAGAGAUGUCGGAGAUGGCGGUAUUUGAUCCCGAGGGUGUCGACGGCGUCCGUAUGACGUGGGGUGUAUGGCCACGAACGAAGGUAGAAGCGAGCAAAUGUGUGAUCCCAAUUGCAGCGACGAUCUCUCCGAUCCGGCCACAUCCUGACAUCCCAACCCUCCCUUACCUCCCUCUUCGCUGCAAGACAUGUACCGGCAUCGUCAACCCAUACUGUCGCGUCGACUUCACUGCCAAAAUUUGGAUCUGCCCCUUCUGCUUCCAACGCAACCAUUUCCCUCCCCACUACUCCAUGAUCUCGGAAACCAACGUCCCCGCCGAGCUCUACCCGCAAUACACCACUGUCGAACACGCCUUCACCGCCCCGGAAUCUCACGGGGCACCACCACCUCAGCCUCCCGUGUUCCUCUUAGUUCUCGACACCUCCGUAAUUGAGGAGGAGCUGGGGUAUGCCAAAUCUGCUCUCAAGCAGGCUAUAGGGUUAUUGCCAGAUAAUGCCCUUGUUGGGUUCAUCUCCUUUGGUACGCAGGUUCAGGUUCACGAGCUUGGCUUCUCGGAUCUGACCAAGGUGUACGUCUUCCGUGGCACCAAGGAUAUUUCUAAGGAUCAGGUCUUGGAUCAAUUGGGACUCAAUGCUUCUGUGCAUAGACCAGCAACUGGGUAUCCCAAGGGGGCUCAUCAAGGGUUGAUCAAUUCGGCGCUUGUUAAUCGGUUUUUGCUACCUGCUUCCGAAUGCGAAUACACCCUCAAUUCGCUACUUGAUGAAUUACAAACGGAUCAAUGGCCAGUUCAACCUGGCAAUCGGGCAUUGCGGUGCACAGGUGUUGCUCUAAGUGUUGCAGCAGGUCUUCUUGGGGCUUGCUUGCCUGGUACUGGUGCACGGAUUAUAGCUUUAGUGGGUGGCCCAUGCACGGAAGGCCCUGGCACCAUUGUGUCAAAAGAUCUGUCAGAGCCAGCACGUUCGCAUAAAGAUCUCGACAAGGAUGCGGCACCACAUUUCCAUAAAGCUGUGAAAUUUUAUGACAAUCUUGCCAAGCAGCUUGUUAGCCAGGGACAUGUCUUGGAUCUUUUUGCUUCCGCACUUGAUCAGGUUGGGGUUGCAGAGAUGAAAGGAGUCAUUGAAAGGACUGGUGGCCUUGUUGUUCUGGCCGAAAGUUUUGGUCAUUCUGUGUUUAAAGACUCUUUCAGACGGGUGUUUGAGGAUGGUGAACAGUCUCUUGGCCUUUGCUUCAAUGCGACUCUUGAGAUCAACUGUUCGAAGGAGAUCAAAAUUCAGGGAAUCAUUGGACCAUGUUCCUCUUUGGAGAAGAAAGGACCUUCUUGUGCAGAUACAGUUAUUGGGCAAGGGAACACAACAGCAUGGAAGAUGUGUGGCCUUGAUAAGAGGACUUGCUUGACAGUCUUCUUUGACAUUUCACCCAGCGAUCGGUCAAAUCCGCAGGGAGGUUUAAAUCCACAAUUGUACAUGCAAUUUUUAACGAAUUAUCAGAACCCUGAGGGACAAAUGAGGCUUCGAGUAACAACUGUUACAAGGAGAUGGGUGGACAGUGCUACCAAUUCGGAGGAAUUGGUGGAAGGAUUUGACCAGGAGACUGCUGCUGUUGUAAUGGCAAGAUUAACUUCAUUAAAGAUGGAGAUGGAGGAAGAGUUUGAUGCAACAAGAUGGUUGGAUCGGUCCCUCAUCCGUCUCUGUUCCAGAUUUGGUGAUUAUAGGAAGGAUGAUCCUGCUUCUUUCACGUUGAACCCUAAUUUCUCACUGUUUCCACAGUUCAUGUUUAAUCUUCGGCGGUCACAGUUCGUUCAGGUUUUUAACAAUAGCCCAGAUGAGACUGCCUACUUCCGCAUGUUAUUAAACAGGGAGAAUAUCCUAAACUCUGUGGUCAUGAUACAACCGUCACUACUUUCAUAUUCAUUUAAUUCGCCUCCUGCACCAGCAUUGUUGGAUGUCGCUUCUAUUGCUGCCGACCGUAUCCUCUUGCUGGAUGCGUAUUUCAGUGUUGUUAUAUUCCAUGGAAUGACAAUAGCUCAGUGGCGUAAUGCGGGUUACCAAAAUCAGCCAGAACAUCAGGCCUUUGCCCAGCUACUGCAAGCUCCCCAUGAUGAUUCCCAAAUGAUAAUUCGAGAUCGAUUCCCUGUCCCAAGAUUAGUGGUUUGUGAUCAACAUGGCUCCCAGGCAAGAUUCCUUCUGGCUAGAUUGAAUCCCUCGGCUACAUAUAACUCUGCUCAUGAGGUUGCUGCUGGUUCAGAUGUUAUCUUCACAGAUGAUGUUAGCCUGCAAGUGUUCUUCGAGCAUCUACAGAGGCUGGCAGUGCAAUCUUGAUAGCACAACGGCAUCAGAGAAGUGACAGUUUCUCAAUGUGGUGGAAUUUGGUGAAUGUGAGAUGUCAUUCAAAGCUCCUACAAUCCUCUCAUUUUCUCGAUUUUUUCCUUUCUCUUGUUCUACAAAUGAGAGGCCAGGACAACAUUGUUGAAAAAAAGGAUUGAGCAUUUCAUUCUUUUGGCCGAGAGAUUUUGGCCUCCUUGUGGGAGAAUAAGAUCAGUGCGAGGUAGGGUUGUCUUAUUUUUAAGAGAAGGUGAGGAAAAUCUGGGGUAAAGCUAGUACAAUCUUUGCUGCCUUCAGCAGCUGGGUCAGUUAGAUAGGUUGAUGUUAGGUUUGAUUGUGUCUUCUUUAAUCCUUUCACAUUUUGUAAAUCAGUCAAGGCAGAAAUAUACAUCUUUUGUGUAUCUGGAUUUAAGUUUACAAACUUGAUGGGAUUCUGGU